Messenger RNA from Phialemonium atrogriseum, 1764 nucleotides. RefSeq names its product putative transporter. The record is from RefSeq and is a predicted model, not a curated record. NCBI's taxonomy places the organism in Eukaryota, Fungi, Ascomycota, Sordariomycetes, Cephalothecales, Cephalothecaceae. The transcript has 3 exons. Gene Ontology annotation, molecular function: borate efflux transmembrane transporter activity; solute:inorganic anion antiporter activity. Gene Ontology annotation, biological process: transmembrane transport; monoatomic anion transport; borate transport. The coding region runs from base 1 to 1764 and encodes 587 amino acids. Gene Ontology annotation, cellular component: basolateral plasma membrane; fungal-type vacuole; plasma membrane.
AUGAACGGAAGGGAGGCCCGGGCACCGGCACCAGCACCGGCAGCGCCACACGACCUACCCGAUAACCUCCAGGGGGACGCUUCCUCUAGGCCAGAACGGCAACCAUGGUCAGGGCCGAGAAGAUUUCGGGCUCUGUUCAAGAAGGAUGGAAACCUUGAGCCCUUCCGGCUGUUGAGGCAAGACUUGCGCAAUGUUCGGCAGAGAUAUCUCUCAGACUGGACAGUUUUCAACCAGCUUGUCUUGGCAAGUGCUGUCUAUGUAUUCUUCACCAACAUUCUUCCGGGCAUUACUUUUGCUAGCGACCUAUAUGUCCUUACGGGGAAAUCAUGGGGCACCAUAGAGGUUGUUCUUAGCACCGGUCUCUGUGGUAUAAUCUUCGCUCUCUUCUCGGUUCAACCGUUGACAAUCCUUGGUGUAACUGGGCCUUUCUCUGUCCUGGCCGAGAAUAUAUACUCGUUAUGUGUCAACUCUUUCCACGUCGACUUCCUUCCCGUCAUGGCGUGGUCCUUGAUCCACGCGGGAUGGAUGCACUAUCUGUUGGCCGUGUUCAAUGCCCAUGACUGGACCAUGCGAUAUGUGACGACGUUUAGCGCAGACAUCUUCUCGCUGCUCAACAGCGUCAUAUACUUCUACAAGGCGGGCCUUGAGUUACAGCGGAAUCACGACCAUGUUUCAUUCGCGGCGUUCCUCUACUCAGUUAUCGGAGCUCUUGGAACCUGCUUACUCGCCGUAUUUUUAUCGACCGCUCUGAGGUGGAAACCUCUCUUCGGCCGAAUAAUCCGCAUGGGGCUUUCAGAGUAUGCCGCUGCCAUCUCCAUCGUCUUAUUCAUCGGUAUCCCGCAUAUGGGAGAGCUGGCAGACUUGAAGCAUGAGCGGCUGGUGGUCCAGACGACGUUCAGGCCCUCAGAUCCGGAGCGAAGCACAUUCUUUGUCGAGUUCUGGAAGCUUCCGGUCAGGUGGGUGUUCAUCUCCAUCAUACCGGGGGCAAUAAUCACGGUCCUGUUCUACUUCGAUCACGAGAUCAGCAGCAUUAUCUGCACGUUGAAGCGAUACGGCGUCCAGAAGCCGGGAGGUUACGCUUGGGACAUCGCCCUCCUUGGGACGACAACAGCACUCUGCGGUAUUCUCGGCAUCCCGCCAGCGAAUGGGCUUCUACCACAGGCCCCCCUUCAUUCGGAAUCGCUCCGGUACUUGGUCGUGGAAGAAGGCGCGUCCGAUUCCGACGCGACAGAGAUGCCAUCGCCGACAAACCUCGUCCCCCGAGUCUACGAACAACGCUACUCGCCAUUCAUCCAGGCAGCUAUGAUUAUGGUUUUUGCAAGUCCACCGUUGCAGAAACUACUUGGUCUGACACCAACCUCGGUCCUCGCGGGACUAUUCAUGUUUAUGGGAUAUCAGUCCUUGUCGGUGAAUCCGAUUCUGCCCAGGAUCUUUCACAUGCUCACUCCGCCAUCCGAGCUCCCCGAACUACCCCCGCGGGUUCGAUGGCUACCCAUACACGCCUACACGCUCUCCCAGGUCAUUCUCACAGGCGUUAUUUUCGGCGUGACUUUGACCGUGGCGGCACCGGCCUUCCCAGUCAUCAUCGUCAUCCUCGUCCCUGUACGGCUUCUGGUGAUGAAUCAUAUCUGGAACCGGGAGACACUCAGGUGGGUGGAUGGCUGGGCUUGUCGUGAAGGGAAGCCGGAAGACGAAAUCGAGAUUCAGCGUUCACCGGCUGCUGAAGACAUCGAGAGCGGCCCUAUAAGGGAGAAAGAGGCGUAA